AUGGAUCUCAAGGAUCUGUCCAGCAACUGGAAGAAGCUGCAACAGAAGCUACAAGGCGGCAGCUCCAAGAAAGAAACAAAAGACAAGAAGCCAAUCCUCAGCCGGAAGAACCCCAAAGAGGACUCCUACAAGGUCACCAAGCGCGCGAAGCCCACCGCAACAAAAUCGAAAGACCCGUCCAAAAAGCGCAAGAUGGGCUCCCUCCUCUCCACCACACAGGACUCGUCCAAGCCCUCAUCCUCCACCGCCCCACCCUCCGCCACCCUCGCCCUCUUCGCCGAAGACCACGGCAUCCCCGUCGCCGACGUCGCCGCCGCGUACAACCUGCCCUCGCGCUCAACUACAACCCUUCCGAGCACCACGACGAACCCGUCGGACGUGCCCAACGCCGGACUCACCCAAAACAUCACGCCGGGCAAAUACGUGGCGCUGGACUGCGAGAUGGUCGGGGUGGGGCCGACGCCGGACCAGGACUCGCAGCUGGCGCGCGCCUCCGUCGUCGACUACCACGGCGCGCAGCUGUACGACUCGUACGUGCUGCCGCAGCUGCCCGUCACCGACUACCGCACCGCCGUCUCGGGCAUAACUCCCGCGCUGCUGCGACCGGGUUACGCGCGGCCGUUCGCCGAGGUGCAACGCGACGUCGCGGAAUUGCUCGAGGGCCGCAUACUCGUCGGACAUGCGAUUAAGAAUGAUUUGGACGCGUUAAUGCUGUCGCAUUCGAAGCGCGAUAUCAGGGACACUUCGCGCCACCCGGCGUUUCGGAAGUUGAGUAUGGGUAAGGCGCCUGCGUUGAAGAAGCUGGCGAAGGAGUACCUUGGGGUUGAGAUUCAGGGCGGCGAGCACUCUAGUGUGGAGGAUGCGCGGGCGACGAUGCUGCUGUUUCGGAAGGAGAAGGAUGCGUUUGAGGCGGAGCAUGCGAAGAAGUGGGGAAGGCCCAAUGCAGACGGUGGAGGGAGUUCUGGGAAGAAGAAAAAGAAGAAGGGGAAGAAAUGA
Molecule: messenger RNA, 996 nt
Organism: Lasiodiplodia theobromae
Lineage: Eukaryota; Fungi; Ascomycota; Dothideomycetes; Botryosphaeriales; Botryosphaeriaceae
Product: Exonuclease
Exons: 1
Coding region: 1-996 (331 amino acids)
Biological process (GO): rRNA processing; ribosomal large subunit assembly
Cellular component (GO): nucleus
Molecular function (GO): nucleic acid binding; 3'-5' exonuclease activity
Source: RefSeq, a predicted model, not a curated record